This is a messenger RNA of Solenopsis invicta (red fire ant), 2019 nucleotides long. RefSeq names its product lysoplasmalogenase-like protein TMEM86A. Gene Ontology annotation, cellular component: membrane. The transcript has 6 exons. Bases 333 to 1058 code for a protein of 241 amino acids. The record is from RefSeq and is a predicted model, not a curated record. Lineage: Eukaryota; Metazoa; Arthropoda; Insecta; Hymenoptera; Formicidae.
GUGGUGCGACGGUACACGACCAGCACACACGGACGGAGAGCGAGAGCCCCGCUGACAGGGGCCGCGCGAUGCACGCGUGUAUGUGUGCGUGUGUGCGCGCGUGCGACGCCGUGCGUCGAAAAGCGGUUGUCGUAUAAAUAAACGGCGAGCCUGCGAGCGAUCAGCAUUCGCGGAACCCCAGUCACGGUCUCGGUCGGUCGGAGUACGACGGCGACGACGACGACGACGACGACAUUCGGAGCGAGACAUACACAUACACACACACACACACACACAGGUGGCUGCUGCGGCGUUGUUUCCUCCCCCGCCCCUUCGGUGUCCUUCGACCGAAGAUGUCAUCGCCUACACAAGUGAUAAAAAGCGUUGGGCCGAAAUUGGUGCCGUUCUUCAAAAGCGUAUCUGUAUAUUUUGUAUUGCUCGCCGAGCAGCCAUCUUUGCUGACGGCGUGUCUCAAAUGCUUACCGAUAAUAAGUCUCAUCAUUUUCGUCCUCUUACACGGGAUUAGUUUGUCUAAAGAAUAUGCUUUCUCCAGACGCAUAUUAACGGGAUUAGUGUUUAGUUGCAUAGGUGACGCAUUAUUAGUGUGGCCUAAUUGCUUCACCGCGGGAAUGUGUAUGUUUGCUGUUGCGCAAAUUAUGUAUAUAUUUGCAUUUGGAUUCAAACCACUUAAUUUAACACUCGGGGCGGUAAUGUACGCGUCUUGUUCAGUUGUUAUAUAUACUUUGAUGCCUGGAUUAAAUGGAGUUUUAGCAAUAGGAGUGCCAAUUUAUACAGUAUUAAUCACUACUAUGGCAUGGAGGGCCAUAUCAAGAGUACAAUUCUUUGGGGAGUUAUGGACAUGGACUAAAUUGUGCAGUUGCAUUGGAAGCAUUUGCUUCGUCAUAUCUGACACUUUGCUCGGGUUUCAUUAUUUCCACAGUCCAUUACCUUAUUCUCAGGUAUCCAUCAUGUUGACAUACUAUGCAGCACAGUUAGGAAUAGCACUUAGUGCAGUAGAUUCAAAAAAUAGUAAUAACAGUAAUAACAGACUAAUAAAUAUUUCAGACUUUAUCCACUAGUAAAGACUGCAAUAUUUAUUCCUAAGUGUUAUCCAAACAAAUUUAUCUGCAAAAACAAAGCGGAUAGAAAAGGGGUCUUUUUACGUCUGCUUUAAAUUAUAUGCAUAAUUCCAGUAGGAAAUCGUUGUGAUAAUCAUCUUUGACAUGUUGAAUAUUUCAAGCCAUAUUAUCGAAUAAGGAGAUUCACAGAAGAAUUUCAGUGAUAGGAUACUUGUACCUUUGACUGUAGAAAUAAACUUAUAUUUCUUUUUUUAUAUUAUUGAUGGAAUGCAAAGAGAAGUGUCCUAUAGGGAUUUCAUACUAACCAUAUGUGGUUUCCUAUUUUUUGUAUAUGUAUAAGACUAGAAAAAAAUAGAAAUAUUAUUAUCAUUAUUAAAAAUAGAUAUAACGAGUAUUAGUACUCUUAGAAAAAUAAUUUCUUAGCGGAAACUUUGUUGUUUCGGAAAAACAGUUACGUUAUAGUGUUAUAAUACGUCUUUGAAGAUCGAGAUUUUUUGAAGAAAAUAUAUUAUAGUGUUAGCACUGAGCGUUUCUUACGCAUAAAAAUACAUUUAACCAAUUAUAUAAAAUUGAUUAUUUUUCAUAUACACACAUUUAGGCCAAAAUGCAAUAGUUUAUUUGCGAUACAUCGCAAAAGGCAAAUAUAUCGAAUAUUACUUUUGUAAGAAAAGUUAUUAUGUAUGAACCAUAUAGUAUAUCUACAUGAGUAUAUCUACACGUUAUAUAAUUACGAUAUAUGUUGUCGGUGUUAUCAUCCUUCAAUGUAAAUUAUCAUCUUACAGUGAACAAGUUGCAAUAUAGCUAUAAAUUGUACCAUAAAAAUAUGUCGACUCUAUAUUAUACGUUACUAUUUAUAUCAUGUUACACAUUAUACGUUGUAUCUUUGUUAUAAUGUGAAUCGUUAACACUGCCAUUUUCUUUGGCAAAAUAAAAACUAAAUGAUUAGUUCACACAAGUUCAA